Messenger RNA from Alligator mississippiensis (American alligator), 3293 nucleotides. RefSeq names its product fibrous sheath-interacting protein 2-like. The transcript is spliced from 4 exons. NCBI's taxonomy places the organism in Eukaryota, Metazoa, Chordata, Crocodylia, Alligatoridae. Bases 128 to 2974 code for a protein of 948 amino acids. The record is from RefSeq and is a predicted model, not a curated record.
GCCAGGGGCUCAGACCUGAACACACCUUCAUGGUGACAGGUCUCUCUGGCUGAAGCUCCUACAGGAGAUUUUGCCAGGGUUUUCAUGGAAUACAGAAAACUCAUUAGCUUCUUAGACGACAUAUCGGAUGGACGGACAAAGAAACCGACAGAGCAAAAGGACACAACAAAUGCUUCAUAAAGCAAUGCAGAAAAACAAGACCAAAGACAUGACCAACAAAAUUACAAAUAUAAUGACGUGGUUUGUGUCUGAGGUCACAGACAUAAUAUAUCCAGCAAUAAUUCAAUAUGAAGGAAGAAAAAUCGCUGAGAGAGACAGGGGAGAUCAUGAGGGCAAUGCCAAAAACUUUGUCUUCACAGACAGAAACAGAGCACCCAGCAGAUCACCGGGAUGUAUGAGGAGAGGGAGGAGAAGGAAAAUAACCCCACUGGUUUCUCAACAGGCACCUAGCCAGUCUCCAACAAGAAGGCACCUUGCAAGAAAGCCUUUCUUCCCAUCACUCAGAAAGGUAUUUCCCAAAGAGGAAGUAGCAAUGCAGGGAGCUUGCAGCAAGCCCCUGACAACCUGCACAAUUGAGCCUCAAACACUGCAGUCACAAACCAGUAUUUAUGCUGAUGUUUUUUUUAGAGAGACAUAUGAUGAACUAAUAAGCAAAUUAGUCCUAUCACAAAUCCCACAUAUUCAGGACAUUCCAAUUCCUGGAAGCAAUCCCUCAUAUAUCACCACAGCUGGAGCUGAUUCAAUCCUAAAUAAGCUUUCCAUAUGUCAGGCCAGAAACCUGCAGCCUUCUGAAGACCAGGCUCUCUCCCCUCACAUAGACACAUUGACGGCAAAAAUUAUUCAUACCAGUUUAUCUGACCUUAUGCAAGAAAGAGCUUCCAAAGUCUCAGUUUAUGCAGACAUGCAAGACAAGAACAGUGUGCCAGCAGAGAGCUUUGGUGGUUUGAUAAGGAGAAAAAUUAAUGGUUGCCAACAGGAAAAAGCAAAGGCACCCUCUUCAGUUCCGUAUAACCCUCAAGAACCUGGAGAAAUUGAUGCUGAAAAGCUUUUAGAAGCUCCUACCAAAAGUAACGCCCGAGGCCACAGUCCCACACCAUCUAUUCUGGGGGUAUGCCACAGAGUUUUGGAAGAUCUGAUCAGCGGGCUUUUAUCUAACAUUCUCCCUGCCACCGCCAGCACAUCUUCCUCUCCAGAAAAUAAAAUGGAUUUUGCAGAAUUUGACUUAAUUCACAUGAAGAUAAUCAGUAAAGUUAAGGCAAAAAUCUCUGAAGAUGAGAACUCUUCUAGCCAGCAUACUGAACAGCCGCACUCCAGGGUGGAGGACAUGAUUCAAACAAUUGCUGAUUCAGUCUACAAUAAGCUUUUGACACAGUUUCAGUCUAGAUUCAAUAUGCAGAACUGUCUAAGAAAUGGGUGCAUGGUUAUUUCUGAAGCUCUUUGUGACCUGGUCGUCCAAGAGGUUUCUGGACAUCCACUGCAGAGCUCUCUUUCCGAAGAAUUACUGCUUCACCACUGUGCUGAAGCUGACGAGAUUGCUGAAAAAGUUACUGUAGGAAAUGGUACUGAGCCUUUGCAUAACCCAAACAGUUUAUCAUCAUAUCUUAGUAAGAUAGCUCCUCUCAUCAUAGAAAAACUAGAAGCAAACCUUAUGUCAACACUUUCUUCCCUCUUUCCCUUUGCCGAUUUGGACACAGAAAAGAUGUUGUUACUGAAUGGAGCAACUAGAAAAAUCCUGCAUGCUUUGCAAGCAGUCCUGUCACAACACCAGAUGAACACGAACAAACAGAUCAAUGAAAGAGAAUUUUUAGGCACUGAAGACAGGCAGGCUAUGGGAGACAUACUCCAUUUGGCUUGCACGAGCACUGGAGACCAUUCUGGCUCUGACAUUUUUGUUUGCGGAAACCUAACAGAUAAGAUAGAUAUUUUAGCUAAUAGGCUAGCGGCUUCCAUAGCAAAAGAAGUUGCCAAACCUGAAUUUCAAGGCAGUUCAGAGGGGGAGACUUUGCCUGUUUCAGCUUCAACAACAGAAGCUGUUAGGAUUGUUGAGAAAUCCCCUGCUGAUUUUGGCAGGAUAGAGAAAAUGCCAAAUCCUUUUAACCCACCUAUUCUUGUGGUACCCGUGACAUUUGUGGAAGAAAUAUUAAGUCAAUUCCUUGCCAAAGUCUUAAGUUCAACUGACGGCACAAGCCCAAAUUGCAGAAGAUAUUUAUCACGAUCUAAAGUGACUGAAAUUGUUGAGGACCUUAAAGAGGCCAUGGAACAAGGCCUGUCCAAACAUCACAUCAGACUUGUGGCAGCCACAAAUGAACGUUUCCCUCCAGAGCGUGACGAUGCAAUUAAUGAAGUUGUUCUUUCUGUUUCCAGGAAUAUGCUACAAAAAUCUGGAUCUGAGCAAGAACUUUAUGAUGACAUAACAGGUUUUGAUUCAUUUUUUCCUCAAGAAAUGGUUACAGUAAUAAUUGAGGAACUCUCUCAGUGCCCUUUUUUACAGGCUGUGAGUGACAGUCCAGCAAUACCAAGCCAAAGUGCAAUGAACCCAGGCAGAAUUGCCGACAGGGUCCUUUCCCAAGUGUCCAUUAGUGACGAGCUGAAGACCUGGAGUUGUGAAGAAACAAUCCCAGGUUCUGAAGAUGCAAGUUCAAUGUCUGAGGCUCAGAGAAAUGACAACAGUUAUUUUUCUCGGGGUAGCACAGGACAACCAGAUGUAAGACCAGGGGAGCUGGAAAUGCUGGCUGCAGGCGCUAGCCAGAAUGAACAACUAUCUCCCACAUCAGAAGACAUGGAUGAUGAUACAGGUAUGCAUGAGGAAGUGACGCUGGCUAAGUCAGGUGAUGUACUCGAGGUCACAAGGAAGUCUGUAGCUAAGCCAGGAAGUGAUUCUAGGCCUCCUGAAUCCACAGUCAUUGACCUAGCCAGAGACCAGCAUUUCUGCGCUACCUACCACCUCACAUGUAACACUGCAGGAAAGAGAUAGUUAGGUCCUGAGCUUCAAAUACAACAUCCUGCAGAGCUCGGCCACAGCAGAGGAUCCAGCCAAGCUGGUUAUCAGCGCCCCACCCUAACACGUCCCUUCAUAGCACACAGGGCUUAUUCCCUCUGCUUGUAGACUUCAGUUUUGGCUAAGUGCAAUGGCUGAGUGAUAACAAGACUGGAUUAGAGAUCCAGAUGUGUUUCCCUGUACCAAAUCUAAUCCUGUCCACAGGAGAGCCUUGGUUCUUGAGGAAAGACAUUGGACUAAAUGACCUUUGGACACCCUUGCUUUCUUUUUCUAUAUUAAGUGACUGCUCUCUUUU